CAUCCGAUCGCAUCGCGUCGCGACGGCCAGUUGUCGGGCUUAGAACUUUAAUGAUAAUCCAGAUAAGGUGGAGAACCGUGAAAAACCCGUGGAGACGUCGCGUUGGCCGACGGCGACGACCUCGUCUCUCCCCCAGCUUUUCGUCGUUCGCCGCCCGGUUGCACAUCAGUCCUCCUUCUACUUAGCGCGGGAGCAGAAACUUGUGCAGUUCGUGUGACUAAGCACCGACAAACUUUCGAGUGUCGGCGAAGCUCUCCGCGGAGCUGUGAAUAUAGGACAAAGGAGAGUGGCCCGGAGCCGAGCCGAGUCGUCGACACCGGCUUCAACGGCAUCCACGGAGGGGAACAUUUUUUCGCUUUAACGGAUCCCAUCAGUCUCGACUCGCUUCGACUCGCCUCGACUCGCCUCGACUCGCCCUGCGCCAAGAGUGCAUUAGAGGAAAAGAGUUUCCUGCACGGCCGCGGCGUCAUGGGGUCCAGAAUGGGCUCUCGAAUCCUAAGGGGCGACGAGGAGGACAGCAUGAAGCUCUUCUGCUCGGGCGACGACGCCCCGGCCACCACGCCGAAGCCCAAGGAUGGCACCAGAGGGGAGAAGGGAGACCGGAGCGGGAAGCAGGACGUGGAUCGUUUCGGAUAUUAUCAAAUGAUCAUGUUCUCGAUAAUCAGCCUGCCUCUGUUCUUGUCAGCAGGAUUCACGCUUGCUUACGUGUUCACAGCCGGCGAAGUUAAAUACAGGUGUCUGGUGCCGGAGUGCGAAAAUGCGAACGACACCAGCUUCGACGUGCCCUGGGCCGCCGAAUCCGCGCCGGACAUCUCGGAGAUGUCGAAAUGCGCUCGUUACGAAGUCAUCAACCAUACGGACCAGUGCACGGAUCAGGUCUUCAGCAACGUGACUCGCAAAUGCGACUCGUGGAUCUACGAUCCGUCGGAGAACACGAUACUUAGCGAGUGGGGUCUGACCUGCGACGUGAACCGAUGGAAGCUCACGUUGGUGGGCACGAUAAAUAACGUCGGCCAAUUCGUCGGGUUGAUCUUCGCCGGAUACGUGUCCGACAGAUACGGGAGACGCACGAUUUUGACGCUCGCCACGUUCCUGAGCGGAAUCAGUGGCCUGAUACAUUCCUUCUCUGUGAAUUAUUGGAUGUUCCUCGCGUUCGAAUUUAUCGACGCGACUGUCGGAGCCGGUAUCUACAGUGCUGGAUUUAUUUUAGGAAUGGAGAUGGCCGGUGUGAAGGGUCGAGUUCUAGCCAGUACGAUCACCAGUUGCCUGUUCGCGGUUGGUGAAGUGCUGCUGGGAUUGAUCGCGAUGUGGACGAGGUCCUGGCGACUGAUCCUGCGGCUUGUGUACGGGCCGGCUUUGCUCGCCAUCUUGAUGCCCUUCUUGAUCCCGGAAUCAGUCAGGUGGCUACUGGCCAACGGGAAGCAUGAUAAGGUCGAGCGUAUUUAUCGGAAAAUGGCGCGUAUGAACGGGCUCAGUAUCAAUGACGAGGCGAUCGGCGAGUUCAAGGAGGUCAACAUGGUGAAGACCGAGAAGACGGAGCAACUGGAGAAGAAGAAUCCUCUGAUGCAGAUUCUGGGCAGCUCGGUGAUGAUGACGAGGCUGCUCGCUUGCUCGUUUUGCUGGCUGACGAACACUUUCGUGUACUACGGCUUGUCGUUGAACUCGGUGGCCUUUGCCGGCGACAAAUACACGAAUUUCAUACUGGUCGCCAUCGUCGAGAUCCCGGCCUAUUUCCUGACCUGGUUCAUGACCGACUGGUUAGGUCGCAAAAUCACCUUGUCCUCCUCGUUCCUAUUGAGCGGGGUCUUCUGUCUCGCGAUACAGUUCGUGCCGUCAGGCUCCUGGAGCUUCAUCCCCCUGAUUCUCUACAUGGGAGGGAAAUGGUGCAUCACGAUGUCCUUUUCCACGGUUUACAUUUACACGGCGGAGCUGUUCCCCACGAACGUGAGACACUCCCUCCUUGGAAUUUGCAGCAUGACCGGCCGCAUGGGGUCAAUAUUGUCACCGCAAACUCCUCUUUUGGCACAGAUCAUGCCGGCGCUCCCGCUGAUUCUUUUCGGCUGCAUGAGCCUGUCCGCGGGUCUUCUGUCGCUGAUAUUCCCGGAAACUUUGGGAACGAAACUUCCGGACACGGUGGGGGAGGCGGAGAACAUCGGGAAGCCGCAGCUGAAGCAGGACGCACAGGAUUCGCCGUCUUAGGUCGGGUCUGGAUGCAUCGGAACACGUUCGAUGCAGGAGGAACGGUGGCGUGGAUGGUCGGGGAAGCUUUCAGGAGUUCCCGAAGCGACUAUUCACCGACCUCGAGAGCUUGAAACGCGUGAAAACUUCGUAAGCAACGAGGAAAAGAAGACGAAGAGACGAGAAAAAGGAAUCGUUGUGUAUUUCGUCGGGCGGUUUAAAACGGCUGAGGCCUCGAGCCUCGUAUCAAUCCCCCAUAAAAUUGACUCGUUCGACGGGACGACGACUUAUUGUUCAGCCAGCCCCGUUGACGAGGAACCCGAUAAUUCUGUCGUUUAUCCCGUGUUCGACGCCCGACAGAGAUAAGGCACGGUCCGCCCGCGUUUCGUCUCCCGCCGCGCCAGCGUAUCCGUUUAAUGAAUUUUUAACCCGUUUAAUUAUUCCUCGUUGCCGCCUGUUGGGGCUAUCAUUGGCGUGUUUGCCGCGUUAUCUGUCGUCUGCGAUGAGUCAGACAGCCACUCCGAUCGUUCGAAGCCUCGCAGCAUGGAGAAAGCAGACGAUUUAUACUCAGGUAUUUGCACAGUAUUGUCGCGUCACGCUAGCGAAUGUAUUUUCAGACGAGCGGCCGGCGACGAUUUGCCGCCGAAAAAACAUUCGAAUGUAGUUUUAUGCCGCCGCGUUUUAGCGUCACAGUGAUUGAUAUGAAGUAAUUUACACGAGGCGGCAAAUUCAUGGUUUAUCAAAAUAAGGGUUGUAACCGUCACCGCUAUACGACAUCAUAGCACCAUUUGUAUCGGCAUUCAAUACGUACAAUCGUUUUCCCUUUAUCAUUGGAGAAGAAAAUGGACGCAGUCGAUACUGACGUAUUUAUCAGCACCAUAAAAAGAUUUUUCGAAUUAUGGGACACGCGUAUAGAAGAGUACCAUGACAAAAUAAAAAUAAAACAAUGCAUGGAUGCAUGGAUGCACUGCAAGUGAUGCAAAUUUUAUGAAUAUUUCCGCACAAGAGAGAACAAAAUUUAGUGAAUAUAAAUUAUAGCUUUUAUUUAUAUUAUACAGUUAAAUUUAA
Molecule: messenger RNA, 3246 nt
Organism: Megalopta genalis
Lineage: Eukaryota; Metazoa; Arthropoda; Insecta; Hymenoptera; Halictidae
Product: organic cation transporter protein
Biological process (GO): transmembrane transport
Cellular component (GO): membrane
Molecular function (GO): transmembrane transporter activity
Source: RefSeq, a predicted model, not a curated record